This is a messenger RNA of Phodopus roborovskii (desert hamster), 1674 nucleotides long. It is a transcript of the gene Frrs1l, whose product is annotated as ferric chelate reductase 1 like. The record is from RefSeq and is a predicted model, not a curated record. Gene Ontology annotation, biological process: regulation of glutamate receptor signaling pathway. NCBI's taxonomy places the organism in Eukaryota, Metazoa, Chordata, Mammalia, Rodentia, Cricetidae.
AUGCGCAGAGCGAGGCAGGGAGGCGGCGGGUGCGGGCUCUCCGCGGCUGCGCCGCGUGCUGGCGGCGCCUCGGUCCCGGCCCGCGCCCGCGGCGCCCCCGCUGCGGCCGGAGCGGCCUGGCUGCGGGAUCUCUGCGCUGCGAUGGCGGGGCAGCCCCGGCAGCACCCGGCCUGGGCGCCGCUGCUCCUGCUCCUGCUGCUGGCGGGGAUCGCUGCCUGCAAUGCCAGUCCCGCGGACGACGGCGCGGGCCCCGGAGGCCGGGGACCCCGGGGACGCGCGCGAGGGGACGCGGGUGCCGACGAGGCAGUGCCGCGCCACGACUCCUCCUACGGCACCUUCGCGGGCGAGUUCUACGACCUGCGCUACCUGUCAGAGGAGGGCUACCCUUUCCCCACUGCUCCUCCCGUGGACCCAUUUGCAAAAAUCAAAGUGGAAGACUGCGGAAGAACUAAAGGAUGCUUUAGAUACGGCAAGCCGGGCUGUAAUGCAGAGACCUGUGACUACUUCCUUAGCUACCGGAUGAUAGGGGCUGAUGUGGAGUUCGAGCUGAGUGCAGACACGGAUGGUUGGGUGGCAGUUGGAUUCUCUUCAGACAAAAAGAUGGGUGGUGAUGAUGUCAUGGCCUGUGUCCAUGAUGACAAUGGCAGAGUUCGUAUACAGCACUUCUACAAUGUGGGACAGUGGGCAAAGGAGGUUCAGAGAAACCCUGCCAGAGACGAAGAAGGAGUUUUUGAGAAUAAUCGUGUCACCUGCAGGUUUAAGCGGCCUGUGAAUGUUCCCAGAGAUGAAACGAUUGUGGACCUGCACUUGAGUUGGUAUUACCUGUUUGCUUGGGGUCCAGCCAUUCAGGGCUCCAUCACCCGACACGACAUAGACUCCCCACCCACUUCAGAGCGAGUAGUCAGUAUUUACAAGUACGAAGACAUCUUCAUGCCAUCGGCUGCCUACCAGACCUUCUCCUCUCCGUUUUGUUUGCUUCUCAUUGUCGCCCUGACCUUCUACUUGCUGAUGGGAACCCCUUAGCCACAGCUGCAAGGCCAACAGACUAGAUGGAGUGGAAAGCCUUUGGUAUCUAUUUUUCAAUAAUCGCCUGUAUCAUUUUAGCUUCUAUUAUUUAAAAACAAGUCAUGAUUUCACAUUUUUUUUGGGGAAAAAAAGAACAAGCUUUUCUCCUAGUCAAACAGGAUUGUCAAGGCAACCUUGCUUUCGGGAAGUACUUAAAACGUUUGCAAACGCUUCAGAUGUUUUCUAUUUGAGCUUUACAAUAUCUGUGCAUUGGCUUGGUAAAACUGAGAGAGUCAUGAUACCGUUUGGGAUCUAAACCUAGACAAAGGCUGCCUUUUGGCCUACAUGUCUCACAUCCUUGGCUAACAUGAUCAGAUAACACAUAAGUAAAGAAAGAGCGAGAUGUGGAAAGCUAUCUUUAUUUUGAGUAGUUCUGGAAGGUUACUUUGCAUGUUGCCGUGAAGAACUUUACAGGAUGUCACAAGUGCAUCAUCAGCCUCUUGAGAGCCACAUUUCUGUGGAGCCUAAAUGCUUUUAGAUAGUCACACAGGUGAUGGGGAGUAUGGAAGAGACUAUAGUGGUAAGCAAGUGGUUUGUGUUAAUCUAAAGUAUCUUCUCAAUUAGCAAGUAGUUAUGAGGAAAUAGUUUUUUUAAAAAAAUAUUGCUGUU